AUGGACGAUGAUGUUAUUACUUCUCCAUACAAUACUGUGCUUGGGAUCAGUCAGCUGACCGAACUGGCUGAUUGUGUCCUGCCAGUGGACAAUCUGGCGUUGACCGGUAUGAUUGGACGACUGAAAGGCAGUUCAACCAAGCCUGUUCCUAAGGAACCUUCACUAAGAAGCAACGACACAACAAAGCAGCAGUCCAGUUCCAAUUGGCCAGUCACUGCGACACCCAUUGAUACUGCAGCUAAUGGAAAGGCAUUUGACGAGAUGAACAACAUUGUUGCCAAUAUGCUGUUAAAUUUGACCAGUUCCUCACGGUUUGAAGGCACUAUGAACGUGGAUAUCAACGAAAUCAGUAUGAAUUUGGUGCCAUUCCCAAGGCUCCAUUAUCUCAUCGCAGCUCAGAGUCCUUUGACGAACACCAACCAGACCGUUGCCCCCCGAAAAGUGGAUCAACUCUUCGCUGACGCAUUCACGCGCGACUUUCAACUGAUAUCCGCUGACCCGUGUCGCCAUACUUAUUUGGCUGCUGCGCUCCUCGUUCGCGGUUCGGUGACGGCCUCGGACAUACGCCGUAACAUAGACAGCAAGCUGGUCCUGUCUGACCAGGUGUUACUGGUGCUCUGA
Messenger RNA from Opisthorchis viverrini, 621 nucleotides. RefSeq lists its product as hypothetical. Lineage: Eukaryota; Metazoa; Platyhelminthes; Trematoda; Opisthorchiida; Opisthorchiidae. The coding region runs from base 1 to 621 and encodes 206 amino acids. Gene Ontology annotation, molecular function: GTP binding; structural constituent of cytoskeleton. The transcript has 4 exons. The record is from RefSeq and is a predicted model, not a curated record. Gene Ontology annotation, cellular component: cytoplasm; microtubule. Gene Ontology annotation, biological process: mitotic cell cycle; microtubule cytoskeleton organization.